This is a messenger RNA of Rhopilema esculentum, 4314 nucleotides long. Its product is annotated as transcription factor Sox-3. NCBI's taxonomy places the organism in Eukaryota, Metazoa, Cnidaria, Scyphozoa, Rhizostomeae, Rhizostomatidae. The record is from RefSeq and is a predicted model, not a curated record. Gene Ontology annotation, molecular function: DNA-binding transcription activator activity, RNA polymerase II-specific; RNA polymerase II cis-regulatory region sequence-specific DNA binding. Gene Ontology annotation, cellular component: nucleus. Gene Ontology annotation, biological process: positive regulation of transcription by RNA polymerase II; cell differentiation.
UUUUUGGUCUAGAAAAAUGCUAGGGCCAAGGAGCAAUUCAGAAUAUCCUUGGCCAAAUUUCAACAGACAGACAGAUGACAGCACGCUCUGAUACCUAUUCUAAGUAAUUUCAGUAUAAGAUAGCGGUUUAUUUUUGGUCACUUUGCCUUCAUGUGUACAAUUAAACUUUAUCUUCUGCUUUCCUUUUCAAUUGACUUUUGAUUUACGAAAGUGGGAGCCUGUAUUUGAAUACGUAAUUAAUCCGAAAAUGCGGUUGAUAUUUGACAUUACUGGCCUGAACUGGAAAGACGGCAAAAUCGUUUAAAAGCAAGACUCGCAUAUUGCUUGUGGCACGGAAAAUCUCAUUAUGUAGAUUUAAAUUAUUUUUUAUUAAAGCGUGUCAUGGGCGAAACAAAUUCACAAAGAUGGGCGAACAAUUUCAAAAGCAAUAGAAAUGCUUACUGUUGAGGAAAGGGAACAGCAAAGAAUGUCAAGUUUAUUUAUAUAACGGUAUCGAACCAAACCGAGUUGCAAAUGGGGGGUGCGUAAAGAAGCACAUAUUUUAGGGGAGGGGGAAGCAGAUAUCCUGCCCCCUCAAGUCCUAAUCACCUUAGAAUCUUAUAGCUACUUCGGCAACUCUACUCUUUGUUCACUAAUUUCGCCAAUCCAACAUGGACACCUUAAACAGCUCUAAGGUACAACACACACAAAUUUCUCAUCGUGUUUGAUUUUCCAUUAGACAACCACGAGACUCUCGGAGACACGAACUUUGCUCGUUGAUUCGCCGAGUUAGAUUUGACUUCACCUAAAAAGAUUUCGUCAACUUUCUGAAUUUGUUUCUCAACUGAAAAACAAAUUUGAACAUGAAACUGAAAAAAACCUCACACUUUCGACAUCUGUGAUGCUUAUUUCAAAAUUGGAUUGAGUUCCGCUUACAAAUUCUUACGACAACUUUAUAAAUAGAAAAUGAAAAUUGUUGCCUCGAUUUGAUAAGGCAAAAAAAUAAGUAAAGAAAAUAUUUCUAAAUUUAUCAUUCUGGAAGCGUUCUCGUCCGUUUGGCGAGAGAUAGAAUCAAUCAUAACAACUUUUGUCUGUCAACUUUUGUCUCAUCUUGCUCGAGGUCACCCCGGCCUAAAUUCGAUUUUCACGCCUGACGUAAGUUGGAAAUUUAUCAACUUAACUUUGGUAGCCGACAGUGAAUAAUUUUUUUGUUCGAUUUUUUCAUAUCUUUCUGUUUUUUGUGUGAAAAACAUUAUCAGAAACUGUGCUAUAAGCCUGCUGAAAAGUCGCCGAACUUUCGAGAAAAAUUCAUGUUGUAGGCUAAGCUACGAAAGAACCGUUUUCAAAGUUAUUUGUUUUAUUAGGAACAUAAAUUUGCGUCAUAGUUUCUAAAUACUAGUUCAUUUCUAGUAAACCUAUGUGAAUCUUUUUAUUAUAGAUAGAUUUUCACAAAGGUGAUUAGAAAAGGGAUGAGGGUUGAGAACGCGUCUCAAUGUAAGCUUUCGUGUCACAUCAAGAGAUGUAGCGCGGGAAGUAAUGUCUCCGCAAAGCGCUGUAACGCCAGAAUUUACGAUGUAGUAGCAAGAUUUGAUCAGUGAAGUAACCGUCGCGGACGUGCUAUUUCAGAUGUUUUUUUAGCAUUUUUCUAGUUUUAUUGCGAUUAUCCUUUGAGAACGCCGGUGCAUGCUGCUGGCGAUUACCCCCGUCUCGAUGUUCGCUGCGAAUCCCCCUGAGUCUUUAUCGGGGGAAAACGCACGUGCUGAUUGGCUGGAAUUGAAUGUAAGAGAGAGUGCGCGCGCUUUCUGGCUGUUGUUCAGCCAGUGAGCGCGAUCUGAAUAGUCGUGUCAUACUUGAAUAGACGAGCGGCCUAGUGUCUUUGAAUAGCUCGCCCUCCUACCAUUCAAAGCAUUUCUGAAGAAAUUCGAAGAAAAGUUGACCUUUUGGUAUCUUAUACAAACGAAGAAAGCAGGGUCAUAGACAAAUACGACAACACAGAUUUGUGCGCUGAGGUUCUAGAUUCCCAAAGAUGAGCCAAAUCACACAAAUUAAGAUGGAGAACCAACCCUCUCCCCAGGCCUCCGUCAAUAACAAUCAGACCAACACGAAUGCAGACGUGAAUAAAAACAAGCAGGAACAUGUUAAGCGCCCGAUGAAUGCUUUUAUGGUCUGGUCAAGAGAGAGGAGAAGAAAGAUGGCCCAACAUAACCCAAGAAUGCAUAAUUCUGAAAUCUCUAAGAUACUUGGUGCCGAGUGGAAGAGACUCCCCGAUUCAGAGAAGAACCCCUACAUUGAUGAGGCAAAGAGGCUCCAAGCCGAACACAGUGCCCAACACCCUAAUUAUAAGUACAAGCCAAGGCGCAGGAAAGCCAAACAGAUUCUGAAGAAAGAUAAAAUGGGCUUCCCGUACCCUGGAGCUGACCCCAAUGCUAUGUCGCCGGCAAUCAAAUUCCCAUACCCAUCACCAUUUCCACAAGAUCCCAUGUACCCCCUGUACAAUAUGAGUCCGAAUGCUGCUUAUCAGUUGUAUGACUCUUGCGUUACGGGGUUACCGAGGCAGACGAUGAUCACAUCGCCGCAACCGAGACAUACAAGCGCUCCAAAUACACAUGACUUCUACUCAUCAAUGGCGAUGCAGUCAAGAGGCUCAACCUCAAGUACCUCUGAUAUGAUGUCACUGCAGACAAGGUAUGCUAACCCUAUGGAUGUGGCCGUUACACAGGCGUUCACGACGACGCAAAGUAUGCACGUUCAACAACAGGAAUCACCGACAGUGAGCAGUUACUCUCAACUCUAUGGACAUGCUCAGCGGCACUUGUAGACUGAGAUAGUCCUUAUGAUAAUCAAAUUGCAUUGUGUUGCAUCUGGGUUGCAUUGUGUUGUUGGUAUUUUUGGAAGCCAUAAUAAAUCUAACGCGACACGCAUCUUUAUUUAGUUGCAACGUCAAUGCAGUUUUUUAACAAAUGACAAUUGCAUGUUGAUAAUAGAACUGAUUCGAAAGCAGAUUAUUGCUAAACGGAUGUAUAUGUUUUUACUGUCAGUCGGUCAGGGUAUAGUGGUCAAAUUUUACGUUAUUAUUGUUUAGGCCAAAAGCCGUUAAGAAGAAUCUCGUGUUUUUCAUGCUUAGAAGAAUAGGUGAACAUAUGAGACUUUAAAUACGAUCAUUUUAUCGUAUUGGGAUAAUAUCGGUCCAUAUUAUUUGAUUAAUGUUGUAAUAUAGCAAUAACUCUCCUUCUUUCCUGUAUUCAGUGAUACCUUACCAUGAAUUUAGUUCUUUACUGGCUCAAGCCAUUGAAGCCUUUCAUUUCAAUCAUCACAAUUUUUCUCUCUAUGAAUCCAAUAAAGCCACACACUAACUAGACUCUGUACCCCGUGGGUUUUAAAAUGGCCUCAUCAUUCCAGUACUAGACCUUCGGUUAUCAAUUCAGUGGCGCUGAUGCGAGACAUUACAGUAUAAAUUCGAACUAUUCAUAAAAUCAGGACAUUGCAGCGCAAAAUACUUUCAUCAUGAAGUACAUUUUAUAUUAGCUUUUUGUUGCUGCUCACCGGCCAUCUUUGGCACAGUAACACGUAAAGGCUAGAUCCCGAUACUCACCCACUACAACACUUAAAACACAGCACACUGAAAAUAUAUACAGUAAACUCCAGAUAACUCGAACUCCCAGUAACUCAAACAUUCACUAAGUCGAACUUAUAUUGCAUUCCUCUUGCCCAAUACAGUCAUCAUGUAAUAAUGUUCCCGAUAGCUCGAACAUUCUUUAUCAAGAACAGUUUCAUAGGUCUCUUGGGAGGUUUGAGUUAUUGCGAGUUUACUGUAUGCAAAAUAUCACUUAUGACGAUUCAAUUCACGUUUGCUUAUAGCUGAAUUGUGAUCUUUGAAUAACUCUUUCGGGCCUAGCUAGAUAAUACGAAACUUUGCGUUUCCCACGUUUAACACUUAUUUAAUCUUUAUAAUUCUUAUCGUUAUUUAAGCUCGUACGCACUAAUAUAUAUGUAUAUAUAUAUUUAUAUGUAUGAUUUCUGUUAUAUAUGAAUAUAUUAUACAUAUGAUAAAUUCUCCUGUGUAAGUAUGACCGAAGAUGAUGACGUCAUAGAUUGAAGAGCCAGUUUGAAAAAAACAAAAGCAUCAUAAGUAACAAAUAUGAAAAAGUUAGAUUUUACCAAUUUACCUACAAAAUUGUGCAAAAUGCUUUUAUCUCGGGAUCACUUACACAGAGUUACUAACAUCCAUUUUCAUAGCAUCCAAGCUCUCCUCAGAAAUUUAAUUUAGAGCAACACGCACGGCUAGUUUUGUGUUUAUACCAGGACAAACGUUCAUAUAUAAUUUUAAAGAUUUGA